AUGGUACUCUUCUCUUCUCUGACCCCCGUUAUUAUUGCACUGAUGUGCAUUUGUCUGGCUGCUCUGUGGAGCAGUAAGCGUAAAGCAAGGAGAGAUCGAAAAGUGGGAACCGAAGACAGAGUUAAUUCCAAACCCCGGGCGGAUGAAGAUUUGCGAGUUGACAAGGCUGGGAGUUUUCUUAAUGAUGAACCUGAGGUGCAGCAUAUUCCAUAUUCACCACAGCGUUAUUCAGAGGAUGAAAUGAUCCACAGAGCCAAUGAGUUUUACCAACUGAUGAAUGCACGAAGGAGUGUCCGCUUUAUCAGUGAGGAAGCAGUGCCCAGGGCGGUGAUUGACAGCAUCAUUAGGACAGCAGGUACUGCUCCAAGUGGAGCACAUACAGAGCCCUGGACCUUUGUAGUCAUCCAAGACCCAGAAACAAAACAUCGAAUUCGUGAAAUCAUUGAGGAGGAAGAAGAGGUUAACUAUAAGAAGAGGAUGGGGAAGAAAUGGGUCUCUGACUUAAAACAAAUGAGGACAUACUGGAUUAAACCCUACCUUGACACUGCACCCUACCUCAUCCUUAUAUUUAAACAAAUUUAUGGAAUCCUACCCACUGGCAAGAAGACCCAUUAUUACAAUGAGAUCAGUGUUUCAAUUUCCUGUGGUAUUCUCCUGGCAGCUCUGCAGAAUGCUGGCCUUGUGACAGUCACUACAACACCUCUGAAUUGUGGUCCUCGGGUGCGUGUUCUUCUUGGGCGCCCAGAGAAUGAAAAGUUGCUGCUGCUGCUGCCUGUUGGUUACCCAGCGAAAGAUGCUACCGUACCAGACUUUAAACGCAAGCCACUGGAUGAGAUUAUGGUGUCUGUGUGA
Messenger RNA from Hemiscyllium ocellatum (epaulette shark), 852 nucleotides. It is a transcript of the gene iyd, whose product is annotated as iodotyrosine deiodinase. Lineage: Eukaryota; Metazoa; Chordata; Chondrichthyes; Orectolobiformes; Hemiscylliidae. The record is from RefSeq and is a predicted model, not a curated record. The transcript has 5 exons. Gene Ontology annotation, molecular function: oxidoreductase activity. Bases 1 to 852 code for a protein of 283 amino acids.